This is a messenger RNA of Penicillium soppii, 573 nucleotides long. RefSeq names its product PX domain-containing protein YPT35. The record is from RefSeq and is a predicted model, not a curated record. Gene Ontology annotation, molecular function: phosphatidylinositol-3-phosphate binding. Lineage: Eukaryota; Fungi; Ascomycota; Eurotiomycetes; Eurotiales; Aspergillaceae. The transcript has 4 exons. Gene Ontology annotation, cellular component: endosome. The coding region runs from base 1 to 573 and encodes 190 amino acids.
AUGGAUCCAGAACCUGAGGAGGCCGGAGUGGCAACGCCGCACCCUGACUCUGAUCCCGAGCCCAACUCCACGUCCCCCGCACCGCCCUCGGACCCAGAAUCCACCGAACCUAUCGAACCAAAUAUCCGAAGUUCCUCCUCCUCAGCAAACUCCCGCCCAAUCUCAGGCGUAGUCCCUCCUUACUGGCACUGCCACGACCGCAACGGUUCACACGCCUCGCAGUCGUCAUUACGGGGAAUCACACUCGAAGAUCAUACCGCGGACCCAGACUCGGAGACUAGUCGGGGACUAUGGGCGCGCAGCGUAUCGAUUGAUGAUUAUGUUGUUGUUCGUGGGAUGACGGGGGUGGGGUCGUAUGUCGUUUGGAAUUGUAGGAUUCAAACGCUGGAUGGUGGUCCCAUCGUUGUUCGAAUGAGAUACUCUGAGUUUGAUGACUUGCGCCAAAGGCUCGAUGCUUCGUUCCCGCAUGCGAGGAGUGCGAUGCCUGCGUUGCCGCCAAAGAGUGUGCUCUUCAAAUUUCGACCUAAGUUCCUGGAGUCAAGGCGCGUGGGCCUGGAAUAUUUUCUCAAGUGA